AUGGCAGCAUCAACAAGCCACCAACCUUUCGCCCCCUCCAGACCCUACACCUCGGGCCUAGGUCGCACCCCCGGCGCCAACACGUUCGGCACAACACCCUACGGCGGGGGACAAACACCCUUCGGCGCACCGCAACCACAGCAACAGCAACACAACCCGGCCGGAGGACUAGGAGGAGGCACAAGCACAGCAGCAGCCGCGACGCAACAACAACGUGAAGCGCAGCGCCUGGAACGAGAACGACAAGAACGAGCGGAGCGUGAACGACGAGAGGCGGAAGAGAGAGGAAUAGUAGAGCAGCUGAGUGAAGAGCAAAGGGAGGAAGUCAACGAAGCUUUCUCCCUCUUCGACCUCGACAAAGACGCCCACAUAGAUUACCACGAACUCAAAGUCGCCCUUAAAGCCCUGGGCUUCGACCUCCCCAAAUCCGAAAUCCUCACCCUCCUCCAAAUCCACGGCGUCCCGGCCUCAAUCCUCACCCAACAAAACCCUUCCUCUUCCCAUCGCAACCACCCGACCGACCGCGACCGCCCCUCGUUCACAGGUCCCAGCCGCUUACUCCUCGGCCACGCCGCCUUCCAACACAUCGCGGCCUCGAAAAUCCUCGCGCGGAAACCGGAGGAGGAGAUCCUGCGAGCGUUCGAGCUCUUUGAUGCGGAGGGGAAGGGGAGGAUAGACGUGGAGGAUUUGAGGCGGGUGGCGAGGGAACUUGGGGAGGGGUUACAGGAGGAGGAGUUGCAAGCCAUGAUUGAUGAGUUUGAUGUGAGAGGGGAGGGCGGGAUAGAUCGCGAGGGGUUUUUGAGUAUUUGCUUGGGAUGA
Molecule: messenger RNA, 819 nt
Organism: Recurvomyces mirabilis
Lineage: Eukaryota; Fungi; Ascomycota; Dothideomycetes; Mycosphaerellales; Teratosphaeriaceae
Gene: CDC31
Product: Calcium-binding component of the spindle pole body (SPB) half-bridge
Exons: 2
Coding region: 1-819 (272 amino acids)
Biological process (GO): spindle pole body duplication
Cellular component (GO): half bridge of spindle pole body; mitotic spindle pole body
Molecular function (GO): microtubule binding; calcium ion binding
Source: RefSeq, a predicted model, not a curated record